Molecule: messenger RNA, 405 nt
Organism: Antrostomus carolinensis (chuck-will's-widow)
Lineage: Eukaryota; Metazoa; Chordata; Aves; Caprimulgiformes; Caprimulgidae
Product: ADP-ribosylation factor-like protein 8A
Exons: 6
Coding region: 16-405 (129 amino acids)
Biological process (GO): protein transport; anterograde axonal transport
Cellular component (GO): lysosomal membrane
Molecular function (GO): GTP binding; GTPase activity
Source: RefSeq, a predicted model, not a curated record
CAGUUCAACGAAGACAUGAUCCCGACAGUGGGAUUUAACAUGAGAAAGAUCACCAAGGGGAACGUUACUAUCAAGUUUCGCAGCAUGUGGGAGCGGUACUGCCGCGGAGUGAGUGCCAUCGUGUACAUGGUGGAUGCCGCCGACCAGGAGAAGAUAGAGGCCUCCAAGAAUGAACUGCACAACCUGCUCGACAAGCCGCAGCUCCAGGGCAUCCCGGUCCUAGUCCUGGGGAACAAGCGAGACCUGCCCGGUGCCUUGGAUGAGAAGGAGCUCAUUGAGAAGAUGAACCUUUCUGCCAUCCAGGACCGAGAGAUUUGUUGCUACUCCAUCUCCUGCAAAGAAAAGGACAACAUUGACAUCACCCUACAGUGGCUUAUCCAGCACUCGAAGUCUAGGAGAAGCUGA